AUGGCAGUAAACGUUACCCAGUGGAACUGCCGAGGUUUGCGGUUACGUGCCGCAGAACUCAAAGCCACGCAUCACAACAAACCACAGGAACGCCCAGACGCCUACCUACUGCAAGAAGUCUACUGUACCACCGUCAAGCUGACCGGCUAUAAGUCCUACGCAAAUCCCUCGAUACCGUCCGUUAGGGCGGGCCAGUUCGGAGGCCGGGAAGGACAAGCCAUGGUCUAUAUCAAGAAACACUGGCCGCAGCACAAGAUCGACCUUCAACAAUGGUGCACGGAACAUCAGGAAGUGGUAGCCGUCCGAACCACCCAGCAAGACAUUCCUGUCAUUCUGGUGUCCGUGUAUUACCGACCUGGGGCUUCCGUCAGGGAACCCAGGGACCACGGAUGGAUUGCUCACCUUGACGGCCUUUACCCAAAAGAGCAGAAGAUAGUCGGGGGAGACUUCAACCUCCAACACACAGCGUGGGGCUACGCCAAGGACACCUCGGCAGGCCAAAAUCUUUUGAAUGAAAUGACCCACCACCGCUACACCCUGAUGAACACCGCAGGGAUGAAGACACGGCUGAGCUGCAACGCUCGGCAGAAUCACACCACCCCAGAUACCACCUGGACAAACAGCCCACACACGGCCAACCACACUUGGAAGCCGGAGGCCGACACUCGCGGGAGCGAUCAUCUGCCCAUCAGGAUAGUCCUGGCCCUCAACGGAUCGGCGGCCUCCAAGCCCGGGAAACGGCUCGUACAUGUCGUGAACUGGGACCUGUACCGGAGCAAACUCCAAAGCAGCACAGCACCAACGGUCUUCGAGUCCAUCAAGGAGGCCCUCCUGGCCGCGACCACGAAGAAACAAAUAAAGCUCGACACUCCCAUCCCGGACCUUCACCUGUUGAAUCUCUGGGCUCGGCGGCUGAGGGCUCUACAACGCUACAGAAGAGGCCCGAAAAACGCGAGAGCCUUGAGGGAGGUGACAAGAGCCACGGUAGCUGCCCGUAAAUAUGCGGUUCAACUCGAUCGGCAAAAGUGGCUGGAGUUCAGUGCCUCGCUCUCGGAAAAAACAUCUGCUCAAAAACUAUGGGCAGUCAGCAGAGCCAUGCUGGGCAAAACAAGGGAUCGCACAGCGACCCUCACGCUCGCACUCACGACAAAGAAGACGGUUGAAACGCUGGCGCUAGAGGCUGGAGACACGCUCUUCCCCCAGCCAGCGGCGACCAGCACCCCACCAGCUGUGGGGGACCCAUACGAAAGGCGCAUCCUUCAACGGGGGAUCGACGUCUUGACAAGUCACCUCCAAAGCGUAGGCUUAACCGCCUCGCCGGAUAAGACAACCUACGCAGUCAUAGCCCCCAGGCGGGAAAGGGACGCGAACAUCAGCUCAACUCUUCACUUGACUCUCGCGGGCCAACCGAUCAGAUCAGCACCUGAGGUACGCAUCCUAGGACUACAAUUCCACGAGGAUGGCACCGCAAAGGCUUGGCUAACAAUGGUCACCCAACAGUGCCAGGCAGCACUAAACGUCAUUAGAAGGAUCAGCGGCACCAGAGGAGGCGCUGACGAGGAAGUUGCCCGCCGCAUGGUGAAAACCCUCAUCGUCUCCCGCAUCUGCUACGGUGCCCCCCACUACCGACUUACCAACACACAAUGGAAGAAACUGGAAAUCCUUACCAACAACGCAGCUCGAAUUGUCACUGGCCUCCCCCGAUAUACACCGCUAGACAAGCUCAAGGCACACGCGAAGCUCAACACGGCUCGAGAAACCGUAGAGGAGAGAGCACGAGCUCAUCUAGAGCGACUCCAACACUCAGCCUCCGGACGACAAAUCCUAGAGAUGAUCGGAUCAGAUAUCAGAGCCCUUCCCCCUCUCCCGGAGGUUGACCCCCCAUGGAGCGACGAUGUGUGCCUCGUGGACGAUCGACCAGUACCAAGGGGAGCCGGGCCCAGUCGCCCUGGCAAGCAAGCUUGCCAAGUGCGACAGCACUGCAAACUCGUCCAAGAGUGGACGGACACCAAUGAGAAGCUCGCAGUAUACACUGAUGCGGCUUUCGUCUCCUUCCCUAAACCGAUUUGCUCCGCUGCGGUUGUGAUUCCCCGCCUAGGAAUCACCAUGGCCGAAACAUUGCCCGGCGGCACAUCGGUCAAGGGCGGAGAACUUGGAGCUAUCCAACUGGCACUGCGCACCGUCAUCGAGAAGGAAAUCCGACCGACACACCUACAGAUUUUCACUGACUCUGCGGCUGCAUUAAUAGAAUGUCGCUCUCGCCACUCCCCGAACAAGCGAGUUAAGGCAAUCCGAAGGAUGGCCUCCGACCUAAUUACAGCCGGUACAACCAUCAAAGUGUCCUGGAUACCUGCCCACGCAGACAUUCAGGGCAACGUACAAGCUCACUGCAUGGCCCGCGCGCAUCUGGAUUCCCCCCGCGAGCCGAGUAGUGUGCCAAGUCACCUACAAGAACACGGGUACUCGCUCCCGCCUGAGCUUGGCGACGAUGGCGAAGACCCAGACUACGACCCUGAGGAGGCAAAACAGCUCGUUAAAGAAUCCUCAAGACAGACCCUGAGGGCAGCCCUGACCCCCUGCGUAAAUCCGCUCCCGAGCGGAAUGGGCAGGGGAUCAACGGUGCUGCUCCGGAGGAUAAUCACAAACACCACAUGCACACCGGCACGCAGGACGCAUUGGACCAAGCCACCUACAUCACCCCAUUGCAGCUUCUGUCAAGACCCCAGCCUUCUUGCCGACCAAAGCCACUUACUCUGGGACUGUCCGGAGCUGGAAGAGAUUCGCCGAAAACACAUACCACCAGACGUAUCCAGCAUGGAGGAAUGGGUCCAUCCUCAGGGCCCUCCCGACAACCCACAUCAUCGCAAGGAUACGACCCUUCUGUACUGGCAUUAG
Messenger RNA from Ixodes scapularis (black-legged tick), 2895 nucleotides. RefSeq lists its product as uncharacterized. NCBI's taxonomy places the organism in Eukaryota, Metazoa, Arthropoda, Arachnida, Ixodida, Ixodidae. The coding region runs from base 1 to 2895 and encodes 964 amino acids. The transcript has 3 exons. The record is from RefSeq and is a predicted model, not a curated record. Gene Ontology annotation, molecular function: RNA-DNA hybrid ribonuclease activity; nucleic acid binding.